Vollenhovia emeryi is the source of this 1992-nucleotide messenger RNA. RefSeq names its product phosphomannomutase (gene Pmm2). Gene Ontology annotation, biological process: mannose metabolic process; protein N-linked glycosylation; GDP-mannose biosynthetic process. The record is from RefSeq and is a predicted model, not a curated record. Gene Ontology annotation, cellular component: cytosol. The transcript is spliced from 8 exons. Bases 856 to 1644 code for a protein of 262 amino acids. Gene Ontology annotation, molecular function: phosphomannomutase activity. NCBI's taxonomy places the organism in Eukaryota, Metazoa, Arthropoda, Insecta, Hymenoptera, Formicidae.
CCUCUCUCGAAUCACAUCACAAGUCAGUGUCAGAUGAUCGGUGAUGAUACCUCGUGCGUUGUCAUACGAGUCCUCCGGACAUCGCGUGUAAAAGUAAAAGUAAAAAAAUGCGGGUAAUUGGAACAAGUGACACGUUGCUGCUGUACGAGAGAGCGCUUUGCCUGAACAACUAACGUUUUGACUCGUGCCUAAUUUGAAAUUAUGUAACAAUCGUUUUGUACCCUAUCGAGUGUUCUAACCUCAACAAGUGUGAUGCUCGUUUUACGCGGACUCCAGAAUUCGAAUUCCCUCGUAGUGCUGGGCGGCAUCGCUCUGUGUCUUUUAUUUAUGAUUCAAAUUAAACAGAUCUAUAAUAACAAUCAGAAAUAUAACCGAUACCUCAACUAUAAGCAAUAUAUGAAUGAAAUAGCGACGGAAUUGAGGACAGUGGUAAAAUCCAUCAACAAAUCGUCGGCUUAUGUUCAUCAGUUAAAUGAAAUGCUCACCAAGUAUCGCGAGAGAGAGUCGAAGAAUACCUCGUCGUCCAAAGUUACUCUAUCAUCGUGAAUAUCUUAGGAAUUUUAAUCAAGAUUACCUGAAAAGUCGGAGAUACGUAAAAGUCCUGAUCGAUAGGGAAUGGCAUCCUGUAGUUGAUAUUAUGUAUAAGUUUGUGGCGUUUCGUUCGAAUCGCGCGCAUAGGAUAAUACAUGUGUGAUCUCUCCGACGGCAGGCAUGCAUUUAUAUACGGAGGAGAUACAUAUAUGCACCUUCGAGAAGUAGCGGCAAAAGUGAUUUGCCAGUAAGUUGCGGCGGAGACACCUCAUUGGAAUCGUCGUCCGUAGAAACCCGAGCGCCUGAACGACACGGCAGUGCGUCAUGUCGAGGAAAAUUAUUUGCCUGUUCGACGUGGACGGCACGCUCACCGAGCCGCGGCAGCCGAUCAGUCCCAGCGUUGAAAAGUUUCUCCUAGAAACUGUGAAGAAGGAGUUUGACCUCGCUGUAGUCGGGGGCUCUGACUUAAUCAAGAUUCAAGAACAGCUAGGCGGCGGAAACCUCUUUGAGAAGUAUAAGUACGUCUUCGCGGAAAAUGGCGUUAUCGCUUUUAAGAGCGGCAAGGCUCUACCGUCUCAAUCGAUCCAAGACAUGCUCGGAGAGGAUGCGCUGCAGGAUUUUAUCAAUUUCGCCUUGCGAUACAUAUCCGAGCUGAAGCUGCCAUUUAAGCGUGGAACAUUUAUAGAAUUUCGCACGGGCAUGAUGAACAUUACGCCCGUAGGACGGAAUUGCAGUAAGAAAGAACGCGAGCAAUUUAACGAAUACGACAGCGAGCAUCAUACUCGUGAGAAAUUCAUACAGGCUCUUAAAAAGGAGUUUCCUGAUUUGGCACUGACUUACAGCAUCGGGGGACAAAUCUCUUUCGAUGUAUUUCCCAACGGUUGGGAUAAAACAUAUUGCUUGCGUCAUAUUCAGGGAUAUGACGAGAUACAUUUCUUCGGCGACAAAACUGUCGAGGGCGGUAACGAUCACGAGAUUUACGAGAGCGAUCUGACGGUAGGACACCGCGUCACUUGUCCCAAGGAUACCGUAAAUCAGUUGAACGUUCUUAUGACAGUCGUGAAAGAAAACAGGGAGAAGGAGCAGCUUAAUGUUCCAAUGCAAUGUGUUUAAUAGGCUAAGGCCUAAAAAAAAAAUACUUUUCUAGGCCGAGAUGAAUGUGCAUUUUUAAUUAGCAUAUACGUUAUUGUACAACAGACUCAUUUUUGUUUGCGUUCCUUUUUAGUUCUCCUUUUAUCUUUUCGCCAAUUAUAUUACAUUCCCCGACGACGAAAGUAUAGUAUUUAACUCGUAGCUUCGAGUAGGAUUUCCGAGCGCUCUCAAGCUCCGGGCACAAUUGUUUCCACGCACACGUUAGAAAUGUAUUUGUACAUAUGCUCUUUCUCUGAUUGUUUUAUCGAUACACAAAGUCACCUACCGCACUCAAGUCGUAAAUGCUGAAUAAAAAGGUUAUUGGCAUUA